AUGCUGUGGGCUCCAAGGGAAUGGUCUGCCCCGGACGUGGCACACAGGGGGGAAACUUUUGAAUGCUCAGAGUGUGGAAAGGGUUUCAGUUGGAGUGGCAGUCUUCAGAAGCAUCUAAGAACCCACACAGGGGAGAAACCUUUUGAAUGUUCAGACUGUGGAAAGAGAUUCAGUCGCAAUGGCAAUCUUCAGUCUCAUCAAAGAACCCACACAGGGGAGAAACCUUUUGAAUGCUCACAGUGUGAAAAGACAUUCAGUCAGAAUAGCCGUCUUGAACAGCCUCAAAGAUUCCAGAAAGGGGAGAAGCCUUUUGAAUGCCCAGUGUUAAAAAUGGAAAAUAACCCCCAUGAAUGGGGGCAGUUCAAAAAGCAAACAAACUAUACCUGCACUCAAGAGAAGCUCUCGUGGCCUGGCAAAGCAACCCUAACGAAGUAG
Messenger RNA from Gekko japonicus, 435 nucleotides. RefSeq names its product zinc finger protein 79-like. The coding region runs from base 1 to 435 and encodes 144 amino acids. NCBI's taxonomy places the organism in Eukaryota, Metazoa, Chordata, Lepidosauria, Squamata, Gekkonidae. The record is from RefSeq and is a predicted model, not a curated record. Gene Ontology annotation, molecular function: DNA-binding transcription factor activity, RNA polymerase II-specific; RNA polymerase II cis-regulatory region sequence-specific DNA binding. The transcript has 2 exons. Gene Ontology annotation, biological process: regulation of transcription by RNA polymerase II.